This is a messenger RNA of Danaus chrysippus (African queen), 840 nucleotides long. NCBI's taxonomy places the organism in Eukaryota, Metazoa, Arthropoda, Insecta, Lepidoptera, Nymphalidae. The record is from the annotation of a GenBank genome assembly.
AUGGUUUACAUCCACGGUGGACAGUUUUCAUCAGGCGCGUCUAAUCUCUUCCCCGCAUACGUGAUGGCAGCCUUCUACAAUGUGGUCGUGGUCUCUAUAAACUAUAGACUUGGAGCCCUUGGUUUUCUUUCUACCGCUGAUGAAAACUCUCCCGGGAACUACGGUAUUCUAGAUCAAUUACUCUAUUCGGACCAGGAGCUGGCGCUGCUUCAGCCGGGCUUUUGGCGGUCGCGCCACAGACAGAAAGACAGAGAUAUAGUCAGCCGAGUGAUCGCACAGAGCGGAUCAGCGCUAGCAGAUUGGGCGCUAAUACAAGACAAGUUCCGCGUUCAGAACACGUCUCUGGUGUUUGGUCGGCUGUUGGGUUGUCCCAUAGACUCCUCGUGGAAGCUCGUCAACUGUUUGAAACGAGGCAGGAGCUUCUAUGAGCUAGGGAACGCUGAAUUUCAGUGGGUUUUAUUCCAUGGGGUCGGUGACGAGUGGUACGAGGGUUGGCGCGCGCGGGACUGGCGGUUCCUGGACACUACGCAGGAAGCGGCUUAUGUGCUAUAUAAAAACGAGUCUCUAGCUCCUGCGUACUCAAUCGAGGAGCGUUGGUUCAACCAGAAGGUGUAUACGAGGCUGUCCGCUACAUGUACACAUACAUCUACUAUCCGACUUCCUAUAUCGAGCGCCGACCGACUAGAUACUAAGUUGCUGCUAGAGAAUAAAGUACCAGUGUACAUGUACGUACUCAAUACGACGACGAACAACAACUACAACGAACUCAAUACCACGAAUAAGACCAAGAGUUUUUCCCUUGGAGAAAAGGCUCGAUCGACAAGCGUGGACGAACAAUGA